AUGAUUUUCGCAAUCGUUCGCGUUGCUGUUAACAUUGGGAGUCCACAUUCGACCUUGUUCGAUCAGAGUUGGCUAUACACCUGGAGUCUUAUUGAGCAAACCGUUGUCGCUUGUCUUGCUUCGUUCCGUUCUCUUUUCGCUCGCAACAACAUUCCUCAGCCAGCCCCUGCAGAUCCACACGAGAGUUAUCGGAAUGACGAGAAUAGAGAAAAGAAAAAGCGUUUGUUCGAUGUUCACUUUGGUCUUUUGUCUCGCCUAACAGCUCCUUCUGCAUACGUGGAUAUUACCGAGACAACGUCCCGCGGUACUGCAUCAGAUGAUGUAUUACUCCAAUCCCAGAAACCUCAUAUGCGACAAGACGUUGAGCUUCGAUCCUCUGAGUCACAGGCUCAGGCUGUUUAA
Molecule: messenger RNA, 402 nt
Organism: Sclerotinia sclerotiorum 1980 UF-70
Lineage: Eukaryota; Fungi; Ascomycota; Leotiomycetes; Helotiales; Sclerotiniaceae
Exons: 2
Coding region: 1-402 (133 amino acids)
Source: RefSeq, a predicted model, not a curated record